This is a messenger RNA of Drosophila mojavensis, 1590 nucleotides long. RefSeq names its product clusterin-associated protein 1 (gene Cluap1). The coding region runs from base 68 to 1528 and encodes 486 amino acids. Lineage: Eukaryota; Metazoa; Arthropoda; Insecta; Diptera; Drosophilidae. The record is from RefSeq and is a predicted model, not a curated record. Gene Ontology annotation, biological process: cilium assembly. Gene Ontology annotation, cellular component: centrosome; intraciliary transport particle B; cilium. The transcript has 3 exons.
UGUACAUAUGUAUAUUAUUUUGCUGGAUUAAUCGCGUAUUCAGUUGAAAUUGGAUAAAGCAAUCAGGAUGUCGUUCAAGGAUGUGCGUGAUUUGAGUGAGCAACUCAAACUGUUGGGCUUUUCACGGGUGCUUCCGCUUCAAGCACUCGCCACUCAUCAUGGUAGCCUAGCUAACUUUUAUAUUGUGGCCGAGGUAAUACAGUGGGUCUCUGGGCUGCUGGAGCCGGGCGUUAUUCUGGCCGGUAAUGUGGAAACGGAGGAACAGCGUGUGCUGCUCAUACGCGUCGCCACUGAAUUCUUUGUGACAAAGGCAGCCAUAAAGCUUAAUCCGCGUAAACUUUAUGCCGCCGCGGCUGUUAGUUGCACUGAGUUACAGAAGAUAACAAGUUUGCUCAUUGCGCCUACACGCAUAGAAGAAGAUGUCGAGAAUAGAGAUGAGGAAAGUGAGCAAGAUUGCAGUCUCAAGCAAGCAGACAUUGGCGACAAAAUGGAUGAGUUGCGUCGAGCUCGCGACCUAUCCUCGGAUUUAACACAACGCGGCGCUGGUCUUUUCGAUCUGCUAUCUAAGGAGCUGAUCAACAAGUCAGGGCGUGUAGCGCAGGUACAACGCGCAAUGGAACUAGUCAGCGUGGAGCGCACUUUGAAGAACGCUAUCCAGGCCAGCCACUUGAAACUGCAGUCCAGUCGUGCCCAACUAGAGAAUGCACGUGUCGAACUUAAUGCCCUCAACUCGAAGCUUCUGCGCAAGCGAGCAGAGCUGGAGAGAACCAAGCAGAGACUAGAGGCACUCCAAAAAAUUCGGCCCGCUCACAUGUCAGAGUUUGAGGAAUGCGAGAGGGAGCUGCAGCAAUUAUUUCAGCGUUACUUUCUACGAUUUCAUUUGCGUGAUGCGCUGCGUAAUUACCUGAAAGCACGCAUCAAGCGACGUGGUUCACCCAUUUCAUCGCCAAUACUUCAGAAGCCGACAGAGAGCUCGAUGUCAUUUAUACCAGAGAGCCUUAUCAAGGACGAUGACGAUGAAGACGAAGAUGGUGUUCAUAUGGGCAACGGACUGUCACGAGAGGCGGCCUUCGGUCUGGACUCAGAAAUACCCGACAUACGCGACGAAGAUUUAAUGCUACAGAGCACCACAGCAGACAGAGGUGUCCAUCCCGGGUCGGUUGUCGGCUCGUCAACGGCGGCACCCAAUAAGAGACCUGGGACGGCCACCUCUCGCAAACGUCCUACCACUGGAUGUAUUCGAAGAGCGGCAGCCACGGUAUCUGCAGCUACCUCAAGCGGCGCACGCCCCACACGCAUUGGACGAGAUGGACCAAGUAGCAACAUGCUCAUUCGCUUUGGAGAUAACGACAGUAGCUUUAGCAGUUCCGAUAGUGAUUUCAACGUGGGUAUGGGCCCUGGCAAGGGUGAUGAUGAUUUUGAUCUUAACUCUAUCGAUGAUAUUAGCAUAUCAAAACUAACGGGCGAGCUGCCACUGCGCCCGAAAACGGCGAUCAAGCCGGAGCACAAUAGCGACGAGGAUUUUUAGCCAAACGAGCUGAUGAAUAGAUUUAUAUACUAUAAAUGAGUUAUUAAUGUAAUAUUUGUAAA